This is a messenger RNA of Panicum hallii, 1715 nucleotides long. Its product is annotated as katanin p60 ATPase-containing subunit A-like 2. Gene Ontology annotation, molecular function: ATP hydrolysis activity; ATP binding. NCBI's taxonomy places the organism in Eukaryota, Viridiplantae, Streptophyta, Magnoliopsida, Poales, Poaceae. The record is from RefSeq and is a predicted model, not a curated record. Bases 152 to 1312 code for a protein of 386 amino acids. The transcript is spliced from 12 exons.
GGCCCGGUACUAGUACCCGUGUCCCCCUCCUUCCCGAGCUCCGGGGAGGACCGGGCGAGAGGACACACCACUCGUCGGCUCCGCUCGCUCUGUCCCCCCGGCCCCAGAGACAGGCAGCCGGCGAACGGGCGAAGCGCGCCGCCGCGGAGCAAUGGAUUUCAAGGGGUUCUGGGAGUCCAGAUUCGGGGGCAAGAAGGAGCGGGAGCCGGAGCAGAACGGGAGCGCCAACGGCGAAGCCAACGGGACCGCCCCGAAGAGGACCGCCGAUCUGGCGGUCUACGAGCAGUUCGAGCAGCAGGCCAGGCAGACCCAGGUCCGAGCCGCCGCGAUUCGCGAUGGGGCUGCGGAUGUGAUCCAGAAGCCCCUUCUACCUCCAUUCGAGUCAGCUGAAAUGCGUAAUCUCGCGGAGACAUUGUUGAGGGAUAUUAUUCGUGGGAGUCCAGAUGUGAAAUGGGAGAGCAUCAAAGGACUAGAGAAUGCAAAACGCCUUCUAAAAGAGGCAGUUGUCAUGCCCAUAAAGUACCCAAAAUACUUCACUGGUCUCCUGUCUCCAUGGAAAGGCAUCUUACUUUUUGGCCCCCCAGGGACAGGAAAGACAAUGCUGGCAAAAGCGGUUGCUACUGAGUGCAAAACCACCUUCUUCAACAUUUCAGCAUCAUCAAUUGUUAGCAAAUGGCGUGGAGAUUCAGAGAAGCUUGUCAAAGUUCUGUUUGAGCUUGCUAGGCAUCACGCACCAUCCACCAUAUUUCUUGAUGAAAUAGAUGCCAUUAUCAGCCAGCGUGGUGAAGCUCGUAGUGAGCACGAAGCUAGUCGUCGUUUGAAGACUGAACUACUUAUUCAGAUGGAUGGUUUGACAAAGACAAACGACUUGGUAUUUGUACUAGCAGCUACAAAUCUACCAUGGGAAUUGGAUGCCGCUAUGCUGCGCCGGCUUGAGAAGCGGAUUCUUGUACCGCUUCCUGAAGCUGAAGCAAGGCAGGCAAUGUUUGAGGAACUUCUGCCAGCAACUACCUCAAAGCUAGAGGUCCCGUAUAAAGUACUGGUUGAGAAGACUGAAGGUUACUCUGGUUCAGAUAUCCGUCUUGUGUGCAAAGAAGCUGCCAUGCAACCACUGAGACGUCUCAUGUCGGUUCUUGAAGCCAGUGAUGAGUUGGUGCCAGAGGAAGAACUGCCUGAGGUUGGUCCUCUGAAACCUGAAGAUAUCGAACUUGCUUUAAGGAACACUAGGCCAUCAGCCCAUCUCCAUGCACAUCGCUAUGAAAAGUUCAACCAGGACUAUGGGAGCCAGGUUCUAUGUUCAGAGCAAGCUUGAUUAUCAGGUCGAUGUUUCAUUCAACGAUGGGACUGGAGUGGAGCUAUUCUACCCAAGCACAUCAGUUAGUUCACAUGUUGAUGGGGGUCACAUUGUGUCGAAAUGGUUGGACCGGUAACUAGGCUCCUCGGUAGAUUGCAAUUUCCCCAUCAUGGGUUGAAGUGUUGGCUGCGCUCAUAUCUUUAUGCUGGUGUCUUUAGCCAGGCUGCGAUUUUCACGAAGCCUCUGAUCUUACAGCAAAAAGUUGGUUCGUUGUUUGGUUGCGUGUCCAAAUAAAUGUUUGGUACCUUCAGAGAUGUACACUGGUUAGUAGUUAUAAUGAACUGAAUGCGAGCAGGUCUAGAUUUUUUUUUCUUAUUGUUGACACGAUAUCCAACUCGUUAAACAAGCUUUAAGAUACUCA